GAAAGCAAAUUUAUAUAGAAACAAAAACAAAGCAGACCAGUUCGAAAAUUAAUUCAAAAAUUUUUUACUUUCAAAAUCCACCUGUUACAACCUAUUUUAUUAGUUUUUUUCUGUUUCUAAAUUAUUAUACAAGAUAUAUAACUUUGUUAUUUUUUUAUUCAAUUGAGUCCAUUGUUCCCUUCAGUUUUACUCAUGCCAAUUAGUGAUCUUUUUGUAACUUCCGAUUAAAUCUUUCUAAGAUGAGUCAAUAUAAUUUAAGAAAUCCUGCUGUUAAAAGGUUAAUGCGAGAAGCUGAAGAACUCAGGUAUCCAACCUCUGAAUAUCAUGCACAACCGCUUGAGGAUAAUCUUUUUGAAUGGCAUUUCACUCUUAGUGGUCCACCAAAUACAGAAUUUGAAGGAGGAAUAUAUCAUGGCCGAAUUACGUUACCCCCCGAUUAUCCCAUGAAACCUCCUAGUAUUAUAUUAUUAACUCCUAAUGGGCGGUUUGAAACUAACAAAAAAAUUUGUCUCAGUAUCUCUGGUUAUCAUCCUGAGUCAUGGCAGCCAUCAUGGUCAAUAAGGACUGCAUUGUUGGCUAUUAUUGGCUUUUUACCUACUCACGGGAAUGGUGCUAUUGGUUCUCUUGAUUAUACUCCUGAAGAAAGGAAAGAAUUAGCGCUGAAAUCACGGAAUUGGAAAUGUCCUCAGUGUGGUAACAUUAAGCAGCAUUUAGCAGAAAAAAGUUGUGAUACAACAGAAAAUCAUAAAUUCCUAGAAAAUGAAGAACCUACAAUAAAAGAUGAAAAAUCGCCUCUUACAACAGAAUGUACUAACUCAGCAAUGUCAGAAACCUUUCCUUCAAAUGUUACCAAACCAGCUGUGUCAACCAAAAAUCCUGAUCUAACUGAAAAUAACAAUUUUUCUGUCGAUGUUGCUACUACUUCUGCUGUUCCGUCCAUUGGUUUACCAACAGAAAAUAUUUUAAGACACAGACAAAAUGUAUCAGAACUUGAAAACAGUGCAGUGACUGUUCAGACAAGUGUAACAAGACCUAUGUCUAACAAUUGGUCUUCCACGCUUAUGUGGGUUAUUGUUAUCUUGUUAGGAAUUUUAAUUUUAAGACGUAUUAUAUGUCAAUAGUUAGAUAUUUUUAAACAUGUUUAUUCAAUCUAUAUCUGCUUAAUAAAUCAUUUAUUUUAAAACAC
Parasteatoda tepidariorum (common house spider) is the source of this 1186-nucleotide messenger RNA. NCBI's taxonomy places the organism in Eukaryota, Metazoa, Arthropoda, Arachnida, Araneae, Theridiidae. The record is from RefSeq and is a predicted model, not a curated record.